UUUAGCACUCAGACCCGAUUCAGAGGUGCGGAAGCAAGGAGCCGAGCUUCAUAAAAUUACAAGAUGCAGUGCCAGCAGCAAGUGCCGGCAAGGACGUGAACGCAUUAGCACGUGAUAAAAGUGAUUGUGUUUGCAGCAGGGAACAGGCCCAGCGAAAACAUAGUGUGAUAUGUCUUCUUUGCAAGGAGGUCAUCCUGCAUUUCAGCCACCUAGAAAGGGCGCGCAGACUGCUCCUUGUUCUCCUUGGACUUUGGGUGUCUGCUGUACCUUGUGUGGAAAGUGAAAGAGAGCUUCUCCUUUGUGAGAUGGAUGUUCUCAAACAGAAAGCCACAGUUUUGAGGGAAAUGGAGGGCGAUGCUGCCGCAGAGUCCUCCUCCGCGACGGCCUUCACGCAGGAGCUGGCCCAGCAGCUGCACGCGGCGGAGACCCCCCGCGCUGCUGAGCAGGUCCUAACACACACACGCGCUCUCUGGUCACCUGAGGCAUCCGGAGGACAGUUGCUGCUGGAGGCGGUGUGCUGGGACGUGCUGUCGGUGGUGGCCCCCUUCGCGGCACACUCCCGCGGCUGCCAGGCUGCAGUGGCCGGCGCUUGCCUGGACGUGGCCAACGGGUGCGCGCCGCGGGAAGCCGUCACCAUCCUGCUCGCCGCUAUGGGCAGCAGCGGGGAGGGGGAGGAGAUGUCAUGGGGCCUGCGCCUCGCUGUCACUGAGGGCCUGGCUGCAGCCCUUCCUCUCAUCCCUCGGCGGAGGUAUGAAACUUUCCAGCAAGCUGCCCCCACUCUCCUGGCCGGGCUGCGGGCCGUAGCGGGGGAUCCCCCGGCGGGCACCUCCGAGGGCAGGGACUCCACGGAUGACGUGGAGCGCUGGGCGGCAGGGCAGUACCCCGCAGCGGUGGUGGCGCUGGCCCACGCGGUGCUGGCCACGCUGCAGCCAGCAGAGACGCAGCUGCAGUCCGCCCUGGCCCGCUUUGCGCUGCAAGUCCUAAGCAUCUCCACUGCGGGGCUACCCCUCGCGACGCCGGCCCGACCUGGCUCGUCCUCCCCCGAGGUGCCUCCCCUGCUGCUGGCCACGCUGCAGCUCCUGCCGCCGGCGGGGCUAACGCCGCAGCGCAUCCUCAGGCCCGAUCAGGAGGACUUACCAGGUGAGCCGGUGUGCGACUCCGACGAAGAGGACGGCCCCGCCGUGGAUGAAGCCGCGGAGGUGGAGCGUGAGCGCGCAUUGGCAGCGGCGUGCCUGCUGUGUCUCCCCGCCCCCCUUCUGCCGUGGCCCGUCCCCCCCCUGUCUCCUGCGGACCGCGCUGCCGCCGUCGCUCUUGCGGGCGUCCUGCUGCAAGGCCUCCCCGUCCCGGCCAGCAAAGGCCUCGCCCUCAUCGCGGCCGCGGCUGCCGCGCCAGCGCCCCAGCAGGACGGGUCGCUCCAACAGGAGCUGCUGGACGGCGUGCAAGCCACCCUGCAGGGCCUGACCAUGCUGAUGCUCCUGCUGCCCGAACCCCAGGCCCGGCAAGCGGCCUACGGCGCCUUCAAAGCGGGCUUGUCGGUGCUGCCCCCUGCUGACCGCCUGUCGACCCUGGAGCGCUUCAUUGACACGUGCCCGCAUCAGCCGGUGGUGGCGGUGCUGCUGCAUCUGCUCAAGGACGAAGUGGCCCGCGCUUUGCCGCUGCCGCCCUCCGCGGGCACCCCUCCUGCUGCUCCCGCCGCCGGCCUGUUCCCGGGUGAGCGUAUCCUGGCGGUUGUCGGCCGCACGCUGGCGCCACACGGCGGGGCGGGGGGCGUGGUGCCGCAGCUCCCGGACGAGGCAGACGUGGUGGUGGCCGCGCUGAACCUGUACCGCUUCCUCCUUCUGCGAGAAGCUGCCGUGGGCCGCAGCUGGACGGGCGCCCUCUCGCCCGCCGCUCUCGUGCAUGCGCGCACCCAGUGGCUCCUGCCCCUCCGCCACGCGGCAGCACACGCGGCUGCGGCCGUUGAGCAGGAGAGGCAGGCAGAAGCAGAGGCAGCACGUGCUGCCCCAGCGCAGCCCGGAGAGGCGGGCGGGCCUCGUGGAGCGGCUGGCGGGCGGCAGGGGGGUGCGGAGCUGGUGGCCACGGUGCAGGAGGUACUGCACCGGGUGCUGGAGCUGGUCGAGGACAGGUUGCAGCAAGGGGGGAAAGGGGAUCCAGGCUGAACACGGGGGGAGGGCGGCUGUAUGUUGCGUGCGUAU
Klebsormidium nitens is the source of this 2195-nucleotide messenger RNA. Lineage: Eukaryota; Viridiplantae; Streptophyta; Klebsormidiophyceae; Klebsormidiales; Klebsormidiaceae. The record is from the annotation of a GenBank genome assembly.